Messenger RNA from Ceratosolen solmsi marchali, 630 nucleotides. Its product is annotated as proline-rich protein 2-like. The record is from RefSeq and is a predicted model, not a curated record. Bases 1 to 630 code for a protein of 209 amino acids. The transcript has 4 exons. NCBI's taxonomy places the organism in Eukaryota, Metazoa, Arthropoda, Insecta, Hymenoptera, Agaonidae.
AUGCUAUUAAAUAUUUGGACCACACUUAUACUUUUAAAAUGUAUAUCAAUCAAUUAUGCGAGUGGUUUGAAUUCGGCCGAGUGGCAGCAGUAUUCGUCAAAUGGCAACUUAGAUAGUAAUCAUUUAACUUAUGGAGGUCAAAAGCAGGAUCUUAGCUCGUGGGCAUCACUUAGUGGUGGAGGAUGGAAUGGUCACAUUAGUUCAGAAGGUAGAGGGUGGAAUAUACCUCAAGAGCAGAUUCAUCACACUCAUACUAUACCAAUUGGUCACCACAUAGAAGUUUUAAAACCGAUUGCUGUACCAGUUUACAAACAUAUUGGUAUCCCAUUAGCCCAACCCGUUGGUAUUCCAGUAACACACGUUAAAGCUAUUGGGGUACCACAACCUUACCCAGUACAUAUACCUGUAGCUCACCCAGUACCCAUACCUGUGAUAAAAACUAUAGCUACGAUAGUGGAAAAAAAGGUACCGUAUCCCGUUGAAAAAAUCAUACCGGUACCCAUUGAGAAACCGGUACCCAUUCACAUAGAAAAACAUAUUCCUGUUCCUGUGGAAAAGCCGUACCCGGUUCACGUACCGAUCUAUAAGCCCAUUUUACAUCGACAUAGAAGCCAUGGUUGGGAUCGCUAG